Polistes canadensis is the source of this 4050-nucleotide messenger RNA. RefSeq names its product two pore potassium channel protein sup-9 (gene Task6). NCBI's taxonomy places the organism in Eukaryota, Metazoa, Arthropoda, Insecta, Hymenoptera, Vespidae. Gene Ontology annotation, cellular component: membrane. Bases 1560 to 2663 code for a protein of 367 amino acids. The transcript is spliced from 8 exons. The record is from RefSeq and is a predicted model, not a curated record. Gene Ontology annotation, molecular function: potassium ion leak channel activity. Gene Ontology annotation, biological process: stabilization of membrane potential; potassium ion transmembrane transport.
GCGCAGAUCGUCCUCAGUAGUUGCCCAGACGCUGUCACGGGCGUAGCUGGAUGCUGGGUUGUCUCUCUCUCUCUCGCGCGCGCGCGUGCCGCAGGGAGGUGCUUCCUUUUCUUCUUCCUCUUCCUCCUGACCUACCUCCCUCUCGCCGUUUCCUCCUGUCGCCGUUUCUUCUUAUCUUCUUGACGCGGCGAAUAAAAUAAUUCAUAGAUUCAAUUUAAAAAGCAACAAGGUAACGCGCGGCGAUAGUUAAAAACAGCGACAGCAUCAACGACAACAUCAACAAUAACAACAACCACAACAGUAACAACAAUAUUAUAAUAAUAAUAAUAAUAAUAAAAUAAUAAUAUAUAAUAAAAAGGAAGAAGAAAAAAAUAUAACACAAUACAACACACACAACUCCACUUCUUCCCUCUCCUUUUCCUCUCCACCAAUAAUCUCUCUCUCUCCUUCCACCAGCCUCGUCUCGAUAGUGGCCACGUCCGUUUUCGCUUGCCGGCCGGGAAGAAGAGAGAAAAGGAGAGAGAGAAAGAAGCUACGUAAAAGGGGAAGAAAAAGAGAGAGUGUGUGUGUGAGUGUGUUUGUGUGUGUGAGAGAGAGAGAGAGAGAGAGAAAGAGAAUGUGACAGAAGGGGUGAUGGUGGUUGUUUCUUGCCGGUCGGUUGAAAGAAGAAGAGAGAAUUGUGUGAAAGCGAGAGAGAGAGAGAGAAAGAAAGAAAGAAAGAGUUAGAUAGAUAGAUAGAUGAUAGAUAGAUAGAUAGAUAGAACUGAGAGAAUAUAAGAAAAGAAGAGAGAGAAGGUGUGAGAAGUAAGAAGUGUACUUCUGUGUAUGGUGCAGUGCGGUGUGUCGUGCUUCUUCUUCUUCUUAUUCUGGAGAGAAAGAGAGAAAGCCGCCGAAUAGAAGAAAGAAGAGAAAGAAAAAAAGAAAGAGAGAAACAUAGAGCAUGGCGUGGUCGGAUUUAGCAUGUGUCGUCUCCUUGCCGUGACGUGAAAAGGUAUCAAAUAUUCUGGAUCAGAAACAUCCACGAUUGAAUCGAAAUUCGAAAGGUCGAGCAUUUCUUCAGGAUAAUAGAAGACAAAACUGCGUCAGGAGGGCCUGACAUGGCACGUGAAAGAAGAAGAAGAAAUCCUUUUCACUGGAAAUCGACACUGAAACCGUCCGGCACUCUAAAUUAAGGAAUGGAGGGAACGUGGCAGUGGGAGCAGCGAAAGCACUGCCAUAUUAUUUUGCUUAAUCCUUGGUCGCGUGUUAAGACAAAUCCAAGACAAGUUGCAGAUAAACGAGAACGACUGCAGAACAAUCCUGGUAAGGAAGAAGACAGCAGACCUAAAAAGUGGAUCGAAGAGGAACAGGAACUGUAGCGUUGGAAAGUGGUUGGAGGGUGCUUCCUUUCUUUUUUUAUUUUUCGGCAUUGUCUUUUGAAAGAAGAAAAAAAGAGAGAGAGAGAGAUAGAGAGAGAAAAAGAGGCUCGUUAUGGGCCCAAAAGAGCAAAACGUAACUCACUGAGCGAUGCAAGUAGUUGGGGCUGGGGCCCUGCUAGUGAGCAUGUGGCUCACUAGAGAAUGAAGAAACAAAACGUCCGGACCCUAUCGUUAAUCGUCUCCACAUUCACCUACCUCCUCGUCGGCGCUGCAAUCUUCGACGUUCUCGAGUCCGAGACGGAGAAACGACGCAAGGAAGCACUGGAUGCCAUUGAGAAAAUGGUUAUACGCAAGUACAAUAUCAGCGAGGAUGAUUUUAAAAUCAUGGAAACCGUGGUUCUGAAAACGGAGCCGCACAAGGCAGGCCAACAAUGGAAGUUUGCGGGUGCUUUCUACUAUGCAACCACGGUUCUCACCACAAUUGGUUACGGACAUUCAACGCCAAAUACUAUAAGCGGUAAGCUUUUCACGAUGUUCUACGGAAUCGUGGGAAUCCCGUUAGGACUCGUAAUGUUCCAAAGCAUAGGUGAACGCCUUAACAAGUUCUCAUCCGUUGUGAUACGGAACGUAAAGAUGCUUCUCAAUUGUAAGGAUGUCCAGGCUUCAGAAAUAAAUCUGAUCUGCGUUGUGACAACUUUGUCAUGUCUGACUAUCGCUGGUGGUGCAGCAGCGUUUUCCAGAUACGAAGGGUGGUCUUAUUUCGAUUCCAUCUAUUAUUGCUUCAUCACUUUGACAACCAUUGGCUUCGGUGAUAUGGUAGCUUUGCAAAAGGACAAUGCUCUGAACAAUAAGCCAGAGUACGUAAUGUUUGCCUUGAUCUUCAUUCUCUUCGGGUUGGCGAUCGUUGCGGCCUCCCUUAAUUUAUUAGUCCUGAGAUUCGUCACGAUGAAUACCGAAGACGAGAGACGAGACGAGGCCGAGGCUUUGCAGGCGGCACAGGACGCAGUACGCUUGGAAGGUGAUGUGAUAACAGCAAACGGCUCGAUAUUAUCAGGGCGAGUCGGUAAUCACGGUGAAACAGUUUCGUUUGACGACGAGCCGUCAGUAUGUAGUUGUCGCUGUAGCGGCUUUCAAAAGAAACGCCGGAGACCACGUUUUACGGUUCGUCGCUCACCCGGCAAGAUUUCUCACCUCUUACCGAUGCAGCAAUUUCCAGAACCGAAUCAAGAAACCGAGUUGAGAUCACCUCAGCUAACGCCGUUGCUACAAUUACAAACGUUGCAUCAACAUCGUGCCAGUAUCUGACAACGUUCUUAUGUUUCUUCGUUAACUUCCAUAGAACUUCAGCCGAGACGAGAGUCUGUCUGAUCCACCGUAGAAGUUAACUAUUUCGAUGUUCGAUCAAUAAUUAAGUCGACGACCGUAUUAAGUCCAAUAUCUUGUUUUCUUCUAGUCGUUGCCGUCAACAGUUUCAAUGUCAUUUUUAAAAACCUGCACUGUGACGUCAACGAUUCAACUUCAGCUUUUUCAUGGAUAAAAAAGAAAAAGAAAAAGAAAAGAAAAGACAAGACAAGACAAGACAAGACAAGAGCAAAGAAAAGAAAGCAAAACAAACCGAAAAGAAACUAAUUGUCUGUUCUAUCUGCUGUGUAUAGCAGCACCUUGUGCUCGAACGUCAAAGAAACAAACGUCGGUGGAGUGUGAAACAAUAACGUACAGCUUAACGGCUCUUCCUUUCGUUUUCUACUCGGACAAACGAUAUUCAAUAAAGAUAUGUCAUUUCACUCGAAUUAAUACGUUAAAUCAUUUAUUUCAUUUUACAUCCGAUAAAAUAAAUUCGUUUCUUAUCAAAAAUUAUUCUAAUACACGUAUAUAUGUACAUACUUAUGCGUGUCACAAGUUAUCACAGAAAAUAUCUGAUAUUUUAUUUAAAUUAACAAGUCAAUGAACAAGAUAAUUGUGAAGAAGUAAAGUAUAAAAAAGAAAGAAAUAGAAAUUCAAUCGUUCGAGUUUCUCUGAUUAUAAAGCUCAGGCGUGUUAUAUAUGUAUCACACAUGGUAAAGAUAGGUGUUCCACAUGCGGAGCAAUUUUCUUGCCUUUCAUCGAGAGAAGUAGUAUCUAUUUAAAUAUUUUUUAAUGUCAAAGAAUAUAUCUUUAGUAUUCCAAAUUUUGACAUGGUAUAUGUAUAUGAGGUAUAUGUAAGUAGUAUCCAUGUGAAGAGUGGUAGUAGCGAGCCAGCCGAACGUUUUUCACGCGUGUAUCAUAACUACGAAAUUCAAAAAUUUCAAGGAAGGAAAAGAAAAAAAUGAAAACAACCAAAGAAAAACCAAAAAAAGAAAGCUUUAAUGAAGACGACCAACCGAAAAAAAUUUAAAAAAAAUCUAAUAAAUAACAAUCCCGGAUCGUUCGACGACUCGUUACAAUAAAAAAAAAAAACAAUAUAGUAAAAUAUAAAAAGAAUAAAAAAAAAAUUACUGACAACGGUAUUCAGUAUGUUUCUAAUGAGAACUCGUAUUUAUCUAUGUCGUGCAUCGUGCACCGAUUCGUGAUCGAUAGAAUUCAAUGAAAAGCCAAACGAUUCGAUGCAUUGAACUUGUCACUUAUCGUUAUUUCGUUCGAUCACAAAAUAAUAAUAAUAAUAAUAGUAAUAUUAUAAUAAUAAUAAUAAUAAUAAUAAUAAUAGUAAAAUAAU